Molecule: messenger RNA, 567 nt
Organism: Paramecium pentaurelia
Lineage: Eukaryota; Ciliophora; Oligohymenophorea; Peniculida; Parameciidae
Source: the annotation of a GenBank genome assembly
AUGGGGUUGUGCAAGGAAGACAUUAAGAAUUUGAAAGAUAUUUGCCUACCUCACAUGAUGUACAAGUACUAGUAGUACCUAAACAUGUCUUACAAGCAGUAUCACAAACUGAGCAAAUAGUUCCAAUAAUCAAAUAAUGAUCUACACAAGUUUAACAUACAGUAUUAGAUGUGCAAGUAGCACAGUAAGUAGGACAAGCUUAACAACUUGAGCCAGAUUUAUAAAACUUUGGAAAGCAUGUUGAGCAAGAAAAUUGACUACAAACUUGGCAAUUACUUGAACAAGCAGAACAUUUGUAUAACACAUUUCGAUAAAAUCCUGGGAUACAAGAGUCACAUGUUAAAGGAACUGUACAACUUACACAAUUAGAGGAACAAUCCAGACAUUAGCCAUCGAUUUAAACUUUUCCUUGAUCACAACUCCAAGUUACUAAAUUAGUAUAAGAUAUACUUACAUAUACAAUUCAUUAAAAUAAGAUAGACUCUAAACAUGUAGUCGGACAUUAUAAACAAUAAUAUUAUAUAUAUAAAAAUUGAUGAUGUAAUAAGAUUUUAUAUACAUUUUUGA